CCAACAUGUACGGAUUGUUCCAACAAAAAUGUAUUAUGUCUCUUUUGUUUCUUACGAAUAUAUAUAACCCAGUUCCACUCCACUCUUGGUCUUGAGUUUGGGGUGUUAUGGCUAAAACCUCUUAGUUUGAUUACUGUGUUUCCGCUUCGAAUUAAUCUGAUUCUUCACCUCUAAUCUGUAACACCCUUUAACCCAUUUUCCUCUUCCAAUCAUUUUCUUACCUCAAAAAAACUCAAUGAGUUGCAGCCCAAUAGUAUUGCCUACAAAUGCGCCUGUUGGAUUCAGAUUCAGUCCCACAGAAGAGGAGGUCAUCAAUCACUAUUUGAAGUUAAAGUAUCAGGGAAAGAAUGAUGUGGUUGACCCUGUCAUGGCCACAGUCGAUUUCUGCGCCUUUGAACCUUGGGAGUUACCUCGCAAAUCGAUGAUCGAGUCCAAUGAUCAGGUGUGGUGGUUCUUCUGUCCACGAGAUUAUAAGUACAACAACAGUAGACGUUCAAACAGGACGACCAAAUCAGGUUACUGGAAGAUCACUGGAAAGGGACAGAAAAUUAAAUCGAUUAAUGGUGUCAUCAUAGGAGGGAAGAGGAUUUUGGUGUUUCAUAGAAGUCCUUGCCCUGGCCAAGGGACUGAAUGGGUCAUGCAUGAGUAUCAUCUUGAACCUGAGAAUCCCAAACCUAACCAGAAGUCCUAUGUUGUUUGCCGCUUGGAGCGAAAAACUGAUGAGAAAGCGCUGAAGACAACUAGUCCUGACUAUGAAACAGGUCAACCAAGUGGUGGAAACACGCCUGAUGAUGAUUCUCUGUUAUCUUGGAAAUUCCAGUUCCCUUGUGUCAACCAACUGAAUCUCGAAUCGUUGUUACUACCACAAAACUCACGAAAUGACGAUUUUGGAUUUCUCACUGGAAACCAAGACUCAUUUGGAGAUGUUGAAGCGGCCCAUGAGGCCCUUAAUUUUGCGAAUUCAAUCAUUGAUUAUCCUGAAUUAAAUGACAUUGGAGCAACUGCAAAGAGGGUGUAUUUUCAGGAUGGUCCAGAUAGCAGUGACACAGACAGUGAAUGGGCCAGAGAUGCUGCAAAACACAGUGUUACUUCUGUUCACAGCCCCGGGAAGGAGAAGUCUAAUGAGGAGCCCGAAAAUGUUAGAAAGAAGGCUCACAUCAGCAGCAGCGGAGACUACCAAUUGCAAGCAGGUGGCGGAGAGCUCGUAUUCGGAGAGUAUGUAUUGCAAGCAGGUCUCGGAGAGUAUGUAUUGCAAGCAGGCGGCGGAGAGUAUGAAUUGCAAGCAGGCGGCGAAGAGUAUGAAUUGCAAGCAGGUGGUGAAGAGUAUGAAUUGCAAGCAGGCGGCGUGCCAACAGUAGUUAGCAGUAAGUGGAAGAGUUUCUUUACUUUUGAGGAAACGCCGACUGUCUUGAGCUGUGAUACAACUCCACCGUCUGUGUACCUACGCAACAUGAUUGUGGGGGCAGUUUUGUUCCUUGUUUUUGCUCUUCUUUUUGCUUGCUGUUGUCUAAGUUUUCCUAUUUACUUGGGGUUUAAGGAAUAAUGGAGGUUGUUCUUGAUAUAGAACUAUGAAAUUUCAACAGAACCGACCAUAAUCAAUAGUUUUAACUGGGGUUUUGUAUAUGUUAUUUGGUUCAUGAACCUUAAUGUUUACUCUGUAUAACCAUAUAUUUCUAUAGUUGGCUAAAGUCAUGGACAUGUUUAUUGUUUAA
Messenger RNA from Cannabis sativa, 1712 nucleotides. RefSeq names its product NAC domain-containing protein 89. Gene Ontology annotation, molecular function: DNA binding. The transcript is spliced from 5 exons. The record is from RefSeq and is a predicted model, not a curated record. Bases 236 to 1543 code for a protein of 435 amino acids. Gene Ontology annotation, biological process: regulation of DNA-templated transcription. Lineage: Eukaryota; Viridiplantae; Streptophyta; Magnoliopsida; Rosales; Cannabaceae.